GGACACCUGAGUGGAGGAGGAGGAGGCAUCGGGCGCCAUUGCAGAAUCAACGUAGAUUCAACUCCGCCGCUGCGCAUUGUAUCGCACGGAAUACAACCAAAAUUGGGCACUGCAUUACCCGCUUGAAAAAUGGGCGUAGCACGGACACACACCAAGUGGAGACUUUAUCGGCAGUACUUGAAAAUGGGUGUAGCGGAAUAGUUUCAAAAAUGAAAAUGGGCGUAAAGCGCUGGAUACUACACGCUCAUUGGAUCGUCGCGCAUGACGCGACGCGUGACGCGCUCAGUGGAAACUCGUGGAAACAUAGCCUAAGAAAUUUUUAUCAUUUCUUUUUAGCUAGUUGGCAGCAUUGCAUUUGAAAAUGAUCAUUGUUGAGUUUAUCCAGUAUGUCCGUCGUUGGUUAGCUGUGUGACAGUUGUAGUGAAUUCGAUCCCUGCGAAGUCGAAAAUUUGUUAGAAAGAAGGAAAAGAGGAAACAUUUUUUUGUCUAAUCUGUUUGAGUACCUAACGAAUCAUUAGUUUUAGAGUAGAUGUUCAUUAUGAAGUGAUAUCUAGUAGAAGAAUCUCACCGACAGUGCUUGACUUCUUAACAGAUAGUUCACUUUUCAAACAUUAAAAUGGUGAAGAACUUCGUGAUUCCCUUGGUGAAAGACGAGCUCUUGACGUCCUAUGCCAAUCAGUACUACGUCAAAGAGAUUAUCCCUCUACGGAUGAUAUCACAGACUCUCGAUGUCACGCGACAAGCAUUGGCGACAGAUGGAGCACACUUUGUACUGAAGCACUUUGAUACAUUUUUCUCCAUCAUUGUUCACGGGAGUAAAGUGGAGCUCAAUAUUUGCCUACGUGCCUUCAACAGGAUUCACAAAGCUGUGGCAGUACUCGUGAACGAUCUGGAAAAGAUAUUCGAUCAUGGCAAGGAUAUUACGGAAGAGGAAGACAGGGAAACAUAUCUGUGUCUUAACAAUAUGUUGGUGUACCUACUUUCGUGGUUUGUCUGUCAUAUGGAAGAACAUGUGAAAAAUGCAAACGAGGGUAACAUUGGAAAGCGUAAAAAAGUCACAAAAACGGAAAUCGAGGAAGAAUGGGAGCAGUCUAGGCUUAAAACAUUGGAGCUUCUGUAUCGAUGGCUGCAAUUGCCAUUGCACAAGAUUUGGAGACCACCUGUGGUCGACAAUUCGUUUGUCACGACUUUGGCGCAGAUAUGUUAUAAGAUAUUGGAACAGAGUAAGGAUGCCAAACAAAAACAUAUGAGGCAAACUACAUUUGAGAUCCUAGGAACUUUGAUCAAAAAGUACAAUCAUGGGAUAACUUGCGUUGUGAGGAUUGUUCAGCUGGUGAAAUUGUACGAUGCGCUGGCAGCACCCAUGGCGGCUGGCGUAGUACACUUGGCCAUCGAAUGCGGCUGCAGCGGUUUAAUAAAAGAGGUGAUGAAUGAGAUCGGGCAGAGGGAAGUUAGCGAAGCGGAUAACCGCAACACAUCCAUGUUUCUUGAGAAUAUCGCGAUCUUGCAGCCCAAUCUGAUAAUUCCCCUCCUGGACGACGUCACAGAUUAUUUGUCUAAUGAGUUCUAUACAAUGAGAAACUGUGUGAUUGGAAUCUUGGGUGCUGUGGUGCAAAAGGCACUGACCGGCGAAGAUCUCACGGACGAGCAGAAAGAACUACGCGACGAUUGUUUGGAUAGUUUGGAAGAGCACAUGCUGGAUUGCAACGCUUACGUGAGGUCGAAAGUGCUUCAGACUUGGCAGCACUUGUGCUGCGAAGGCGCUGUGCCAUUAGCGAGACAUGGGAAGCUUUUAGCCUGCACCGCGUUGCGACUAGAAGAUAAAAGCGCGAAUGUUCGUAAACAGGCUCUUCAGUUGCUGCGUACUCUGUUGCAAAGUAAUCCUUUUGCCGGCAAGUUAAAUUGCGUCGAACUUUCAAACUCGCUGGAAAAGGAGAAGGCAAAUUUGCAAGAAUUGCAAGCUCACAUCGUGAGUACUAGUGAACGUGGUCACGCGCAAAGAUUCGAGCUGUGGACUCUCUCACAAGCCGAUAUAAGGGCAGCAAUAAAGGAAAUUCUGAAAAAUAAUGGUGCGGAAUAUAUAAAUGAUAUGGAACAAGAUGAGAACAUCGAUCCAAAUCACGCGUUCGAAUGUGUGAGGCAACUAUUAUUGAGCCGAAAAGUCACUGAAGCAGUGACAUACCUGUGGAAAACGUGCACAAAAUUGGAGGGAGCUCCUGAUAUGGAAAAUCUUUCUGAUGCAGCAAAAGAGGAAUGUUUAUUUGUCUUUUUACUAAAAAUUUUUAUAGAAUCGGAGACUAAAUCAGAUACCGAUCCGACAAAUGAAGAUAAAAAUGAUGCGGGAAAAUCCGAGCAAGACAAUGGAAGAGAGGAGUUAAGAUUGCGAAAGCGCGUUAUAAGUUAUUUGAAAAAUUGUCUGAUGUUUGCGACCGAGCUGGAGAAAGCGAUACCAAUGGCGGAAAAGCUACUGUUCUCCACAUGUGCUGGGGACGCUGUCGAGUCGUGCACAUUCUUAGGAACUGCUUUUCAAUUCGGAGUAACCGGAGCGGCCGACUCCAUGCGCGAGGCUCUGUUUCAAGUGUUCCACCGCGAUCCAAAUGUGCGUAACAACGUGGCUGCGGUGUACAAGGAGAUCUACUUCAAUACGAGUAACGAUAAAUUAUCAGCUCGCCAAAUUGCCGUUGCCCGUACGAAUCGUCUGAUCGAGUUCCUGAAGGAAUUGAAACCUGGACAGAGUCCGGCUCUAACUCUACUGAUUGUGAUGUGGUACGAAAACGGAGACUUAGACAGCGUAUUACUGCAGGUCUUGUGGGAAAAGUUCUCCAUGAAAUAUCCGGACACGUCGCCAAUAGAUAGCAGAGCCGCGUUAAUGAUAAUAACAAUGAUAGCUCAGGCGAAGUCUAACAUAGUAUCUGAUAAUCUGGACGUGUUAAUAAAGAUAGGAUUUGGUCCGCGCGCGAAGGACGAUCUUCUUUUAGCACGAGAUACUUGCAGAACGUUGUUGAAGAUAAAACAAAGUAGCAAGGACGUCGAAAAAUCGCCUCUAAAGUAUCCUAACGAUCACGAAAUAUUUGAAGAAAUCCUGACGUUAUUAAUAGAUUAUUUUACCAGAGCGGAGGAGACUGCUUAUAUUUCCUUCGCGACGGAUGCGCUUAAUGUUAUAUAUCACUUAGCGAAUCAACCUAACAAGUUGAUAAAGAAAUUGCUAUUGGACAUUGCUGAUAAGGGUCAGUUUAUAAAUAAAGACACGAAUCAAGUGCUGGAUGUGUCGAACAACGUACUCUCCAGAUUCCUUUACAUAAUCGGACACGUUGCUAUCAAACAGUUAGUUUACCUGGACGUGUCUGUGUACAAGGAACAGAAGCGUAGGAACACGUUACGAGAGAUGCAGGGUAAGAAAAAGAAACGAUUACCGAAAAGUGCGACGCCAAACAUUAGAACUAACAACAACAAAUCAGCAAACACGUCAAACGUGCGACGAGUCUCUCGAAAAGAUUCCUCAAUGACAAUGACGGAGGACGGAGAAGAAGCCUUAGAAGGUGCGAUAGACGACGCUGAGGCGGAGUUUGUGAACGGCGAACUCGAAAACGAAAUUGUCACUGGGGAUGGCUUGCUCGCGAAAUUUGUUCCAUUAGUGUUGGAUGUAUGCCAAUAUCCUGACAAGUAUAACAACGAGGACGUGCAAGCCGCAGGUUCAGUCGCGCUCAGCAAAAUGAUGACGGUGAGCUCCCAGUUUUGCGAACAGUCCUUGCAACUUUUAAUCACCAUAUUGGAGCGAUCGUCAUAUCCGGGGAUUCGAUCGAGUAUGCUGAUUGGAUUAAGCGAUCUCGCUACCAGAUUCCCCAACCAAGUAGAACCGUGGUCCAAGCACAUCUAUGGCAGACUACGAGAUGAAGAUAUGAACGUGCGGAGGACGUGUGUUCGUAUGUUGUCGAAUCUGAUAAUGAGAGAAAUGAUACGCGUAAAGGGACAGGUUUCGGAAUUAGCCCUUUGUGUCAUCGAUGAGGACGAACAGAUACGUCGGGACACGAAAGAAUUCUUCGUUCAGCUUGCUCAAAAAGGCAACGCUCUAUAUAACAUAGUACCUGACAUAUUAUCGCGCUUAGCGGAUCCUCAGUUAAAUCUCGAUGAAAAACAUUUUCAAGAAACCAUAAAAUACAUUCUCGGCCUAAUGCAGAAAGAAAAGCAAAUCGAUACAAUAAUUGAUAAGAUUUGCGCUAGAUUUAAGUUAGCUGCCACAGAGAGACAGUGGCGUGAUCUUUCCUACUGUCUUUCGCUUUUGCAAUUCAGCGGAAAGAGUAUACAACAUCUUAUCGAGAGUUUGCCACUGUUGAAAGAAAAAAUUCAUUAUGAACCAGUAUUAACGGCCUUGCAUAGUAUAAUAGAACAGACGAAGAAAAAGGCAGAUGCAAAGGCCGUUUGUAUAGAAUUGGAAGAGAAGAUACAGGAACUUCUGGAGGCCAAAGGGGAUGACGAAAUAACAGAUAGACAUCUAAUGCCACCACCGUCUGCCGUGCCGAGGAACAAAAGAAGUACUCAUCGAAGAAGACGUAAAAACAUGAGCGAUGAAGAGGAAGAGGAAGAGGAAGAGGAAGAUAGUUCCGAUGACUCUGAGGAAGACGUAGACAGUGUUCCCGUUCAAAAACCCAAAAGAAGAGAACAUACGAAAGAGGACACAAUUGCGGCAAAUGAUAGCAACGCAUCACCGUCAGUCAAACGACUGAAAACCAAUAAACCAGUACGGGAAACUCCAACAAGGGGUUCAGCUCGAUCAGCUCGUAAAUAAUUUUGACUUGUAACACUUUCUGGAAUUACGUAAAUAAUUUUUACUUAUAAAAUUUGAAAUUAAUAAAAAAUAUAACUUUUGUAUAAAUAAACUUAUUCUAUGUAGUAACAGCAGUAUAAUUAAUAAUAGUAAUAGAAAGUGAGUAGUAGUAUUAUAAAAUGAGAUAGGCGCAUCGUACAUAUUAAAUAAAAGUGAUAUUGAAAAGUGUGCAAAACUCAAUUUUGUAUGCAUCUAAUGUAUUAAAAACUCUAUUUUAUGUACAUCUAAUGUAUUACUAAAAUUUCAGUUUAUAUAUUUGUACAUAAAGAAAAUUUAAUACAAAUUCACACAUGUUGCUCGAA
This is a messenger RNA of Vollenhovia emeryi, 5127 nucleotides long. It is a transcript of the gene Cap-D2, whose product is annotated as condensin complex subunit 1. The transcript has 20 exons. Gene Ontology annotation, molecular function: histone binding. Bases 617 to 4786 code for a protein of 1389 amino acids. Gene Ontology annotation, biological process: mitotic chromosome condensation; meiotic chromosome condensation; mitotic cell cycle. Gene Ontology annotation, cellular component: nucleus; condensed chromosome, centromeric region. Lineage: Eukaryota; Metazoa; Arthropoda; Insecta; Hymenoptera; Formicidae. The record is from RefSeq and is a predicted model, not a curated record.